Messenger RNA from Diabrotica balteata, 1172 nucleotides. The record is from the annotation of a GenBank genome assembly. Lineage: Eukaryota; Metazoa; Arthropoda; Insecta; Coleoptera; Chrysomelidae.
AGAGGUCAAAGGACGUCCUUAGACGACUUAUCAGGUUUGACGUGACUUUAAUAAUUUGCCAUUUACCAUUUAAAAGUGGAAGUGAUAUCCUCGGCUAGGACUUUUUAUUAAAUUACAUUAAUUUAAUUCAUUUUCUAUAUAUAAAAAUGCCGCAAGAACCAAUUCACGUCGUCGUAACCGGAGCCGCCGGUCAGAUUGCAUACUCACUUCUGUACAUGAUCGCUAAGGGAGAUGUCUUCGGCCCCAACCAAACGUUAGUCCUCCGCCUUUUGGAUAUCCCACCAAUGAUGGGUGUGUUAGAAGGAGUCGUAAUGGAACUCGCCGAUUGCGCCCUUCCACUUUUAAGAGAAGUCAUUCCAACUGCCGAUCCAGUUGUAGCAUUUAAGGACGUUUCAGCUGCGUUCCUUGUAGGAGCCAUGCCCAGAAAAGAAGGCAUGGAACGUAAAGAUUUACUCGCUGCCAACGUCAAAAUCUUCAAAGUACAAGGUGAAGCUUUAGACAAACACGCCAAAAAAGACGUAAAAGUAUUAGUCGUUGGUAAUCCCGCCAACACCAAUGCUCUAAUUUGCUCAAAAUACGCUCCAUCCAUUCCAAAAGAAAACUUCACAGCUAUGACCAGAUUGGACCAAAACAGAGCUCAAGCCCAGAUUGCAGCCAAAGUUGGUGUUCCAAUUGAAAACGUAAGCAAUGUAAUCAUUUGGGGAAACCACUCAUCCACUCAAUUCCCUGAUGCUUCCCACGCUGUCGUUGUUGUUGACAACAAAUCGGUACCUGCUGUUGAAGCUGUCAAAGAUGGAGAAUGGCUUAGAAAUGUAUUCGUUUCCACCGUACAAAAGAGAGGUGCUGCCGUCAUUGCUGCAAGAAAAAUGUCUUCAGCUAUGUCUGCGGCCAAAGCAGCAGCCGACCACAUGCGUGAUUGGUUCCUAGGUACACCUGACAACAAAUUCGUGUCUAUGGGAGUAUUAAGUGACGGUAGCUAUGGUGCACCAAAAGAUGUCGUCUUCUCCUUCCCUGUUAAUAUUAAAAAUGGCAAAUGGCAAAUUGUCCAAGGUCUGCAAAACGACGACUUCGCCAAAGGACUUUUGGCCCUCACCGGAAAGGAACUCGAAGAGGAGAGAGCCGACGCUAUCUCCAUCAUCGGAGCAUGACUAGCUAACAAACUUUAGAACGUU